Molecule: messenger RNA, 1832 nt
Organism: Gastrolobium bilobum
Lineage: Eukaryota; Viridiplantae; Streptophyta; Magnoliopsida; Fabales; Fabaceae
Product: pentatricopeptide repeat-containing protein At5g59600-like
Exons: 1
Coding region: 1-1653 (550 amino acids)
Biological process (GO): RNA modification
Molecular function (GO): RNA binding; protein binding
Source: RefSeq, a predicted model, not a curated record
AUGAAAAAUUGGUCAUUUUCUUCACAAUUGAGAUGGUCCCCAUAUGAUUUUGCUUUGAGCCUGCAAAAAUGCUUGAAAACAAAAGCCUUGAGACCCGGCAUGCAGGUCCAUGCCAUGUUGCUAACGAGUGGAAUGAACAUGAACAUCUUGUCUUUAAGUUCAAAGCUAGUUGGGAUGUAUGCUAGUUGUGCGGACCUGAAAUCAGCAAGGCUUUUGUUUCAAAAUAUUGAACAACCUAAUGUUUUUGCAUUCAAUUGGAUGGUUUUGGGUUUGGCAUAUAAUGGGUACUAUGAUGAUGCAUUGUUGUACUUUCGUUGGAUGCGUGAGAUUGGGCACAUGGGUAAUAAGUUCACCUUUUCCACUGUUCUUAAAGCCUGUGUUGGUUUAAUGGAUGUAAACAAGGGGAGACAGGUUCAUGCAAUGAUAUUUGAAAUGGGUUUUCAUAAUGAAGUCUCCGUUGCCAAUGCUCUGAUAGAUAUGUAUGGAAAAUGUGGAGGCCUUUCUCAUGCUCGUCGUGUGUUUGAUAGAAUGCCUGAUAGAGAUGUUGCCUCAUGGACAUCAAUGAUUUCUGGGUUUUGUAACAUAGGGAAAAUUGAGCAAGCGCUGGUGUUUUUUGAGAGGAUGAAGUUGGAAGGAUUAGAGCCAAAUUAUUUCACAUGGAAUGCUAUAAUCUCUGCAUAUGCUCGUUCAAGAGAUAGUAACAAAGCUUUUGCUUUCAUAGAGAGAAUGAAAAAAGAAGGUUUUGUUCUUGAUCUGGUUGCAUGGAAUGCAUUAAUUUCUGGCUUCGUACAAAAUGAUCUAGUCAGGGAAGCAUUUAAGUUGUUUCAGCAGAUGCUACUUUCAAGGAUUGAACCCAAUCAAGUAACUAUUGCAGCGCUGCUUCCUGCAUGUGGAUCAACAGGUUCUAUUAAAGGGGGAAGAGAAAUUCAUGGAUUUAUAUGUCGGAAGGGGUUUGAUGUCAAUGUUUUCAUUGCAAGUGCUCUAAUUGACAUGUAUUCAAAGUGUGGGAGCUCAAAAGAUGCUCGAAAUGUAUUUGACAAGAUUCCAUGUAAGAAUGUUGCAUCAUGGAAUGCAAUGAUUGAUUGCUAUGGGAAGUGCGGCAUGGUUGAUUCCUCCAUGGAGCUGUUUAAAAAAAUGUACGAAGAAGGACUGCAGCCAAAUGAAGUUACUUUUACAUGUAUUCUUUCAGCAUGCAGCCAUAGUGGUUCAGUGCAAAAAGGUUUAGAGAUAUUCAUAUCAAUGAAAGAAUGUUAUGGGAUUGAGAUAAGCAUGCAGCACUAUGCUUGUGUUGUUGAUCUCUUAUGUCGUUCAGGAAAGACAGUAGAAGCAUAUGAAUUUCUCAAGGCCAUGCCAAUACAAGUCACAGAGUCUAUUGCCGGAGCUUUUCUACAUGCGUGCAGAGUCCAUGGGAGAAGAGAUUUGGCUAAAAUGAUGGCAGAGGAAAUAAUGAGAAUGCAGUUCAAAGGACCAGGUGGCUUUGUUACUCUAUCAAAUAUUUAUGCUGCUGAUGGUGACUGGGAAGAGGUUGGGAAUGUAAGGAAGGAGAUGAAGGAGAGAAAUGUCCAUAAGUGGCCUGGUUCUAGUUGGCUUGAAAAGCAAAGUGAGAUUCUUGAAGGGAAGAAAGAUAAAGUUGGGAACAAUAUGGCCAGUUGAUUGUAUAAGUGACAUUAUAUAAUAUGAUUGGUCAUUUAGUCUUUCACAUUAGCUGCAAAUAUAUCACUAAGUCUGAUGUGGGUUUGGAGUUUAUAUAUUUCUACAGGAAGAGCUACUCAACUCAUUUUGGGUUCAUCUACUAAUUCUUUACUAACUUUUUUUAUACAAGUAACCGAAGU